AUGGCUUUAGAAAAGAACCUUAACAUUUCACGGGACGCUCGCCUUGGGCCCAUCUCUGAGUUCCGCAAGGAGUAUGUGAGUAAUCCACAGUUCAGAGCUGAGAUCAAUACGGUGUGUCCUGCGCCUGUUAUGACCACAACACCACUCAAAUCGUCGCCAGCUACGCCAUUCCACUCGCCAUUGCCGCUAAAAAAUCCGGUUGCGGCUCGCUUUGGUGCUCAAAUGCGCCAGGACACGCCCAUGCGCCGUGUCAAAUUCGGAGGCGUGUCCACCMUUGUGUAUGAUUGUGGACUGCCCGCCCACAUUGACUACGACCGGGACCCAGUAUUUGCGCAAAUCGUACAGGCAGAGCCUUUGAAGCAGGCACUACAGGAGGUUCGCUCCGGACGGGCUGCUCCUCCAGUUGUCAUUGCAUCAACACCAGUCUCCACGGCUAAUCUACAUCAGCUCCAUGGCCUGGCGCCUGCCACUAAGGCGCAGCUACAACACGUGGGAGUAGACAAGCACAUGCUCCACUCGGCAGUGGCCAAUGCRCCCUACUAUAAUCGCCUGUUUCAAACGCUGCAGGAGAAGGGCAUUCGGCACGAUCAGUGCCAGUUGCUGGAGCCGCUCAAACAGGUACAUGAUUGGCUGCUGAACGAUGAACAACUCUUGGACGACAUCGACAAGGUGUUCGCAGACAUGGCCAACGCAGCUGCUGCUGGCGGCGACAUCAGUUAUGGCAAUGAGAUGCUUACCAACUCCGCCAGUCAUGACUCGGGCUUCUGCUCAAAACCAUCGACGCCUGGACAUGCGGGCGAGGACUUAAACGCUAGU
Molecule: messenger RNA, 816 nt
Organism: Drosophila arizonae
Lineage: Eukaryota; Metazoa; Arthropoda; Insecta; Diptera; Drosophilidae
Gene: Tes
Product: testin LIM domain protein
Molecular function (GO): zinc ion binding
Source: RefSeq, a predicted model, not a curated record